AUGUCGUCCCAUCCGUCCCUCAAGGCGACCUUCGCCAACCGAGCUGAGGCAGCUACUCAUCCUCUUAGCCGACAUCUCUACAAGCUUAUGGACCUCAAGGCCUCGAACCUUUGCCUCAGCGCCGAUGUCGCAACCGCCCGCGAACUUCUCUACUUUGCCGACAAGAUUGGUCCAUCUAUCGUUGUUCUCAAGACUCAUUACGACAUGGUGGCCGGCUGGGACUUCGACCCUAAGACAGGUACUGGUGCUAAGCUUGCCUCGCUAGCUCGCAAGCAUGGUUUCCUCAUCUUUGAGGACCGCAAAUUUGGUGAUAUUGGCAACACGGUCGAGCUGCAGUAUACUAGCGGUGCUGCGCGUAUCAUCGAGUGGGCACAUAUCGUCAAUGUGAACAUGGUUCCAGGCAAGGCCUCUGUAACAUCCUUGGCCAACGCCGCCAGCCGAUGGCUCGAGCGAUACCACUACGAGGUCAAGACUUCCAUCAGCAUUGGAACGCCCACGGCCAGCCAGCUUGACGAGGAUAGCGAACAUUCAGAUGGCGAGAACCCGAAGGAACCAACCGAAACUGCUCGCACAGACGGCCGCAAAGGCAGCAUUGUCUCUACCACUACCGUCACUCAACAGUACGAGUCAGCCGAUUCGCCGCGUCUUGUCAAGACGAUUCCUGAGGGUGAUGAGUCGGUUUUCCUCGGCAUUGAGGAGGCACCGAUCGAGAGGGGCCUCCUCAUCCUAGCACAAAUGUCGAGUGAGGGAAAUUUCAUGAACAAGGAAUACACACAAGCCUGUGUAGAGGCCGCGCGGGAACACAAGAGCUUUGUCAUGGGCUUUAUCUCACAAGAGUGUCUCAACACACAACCCGACGAUGAUUUCAUCCAUAUGACACCCGGCUGCCAAUUGCCCCCCGAGGGUGCCGACGAGAACGAAGCUAUCAAGGGCGACGGCAAGGGCCAGCAGUACAACACACCACAGAAGAUCAUUGGCAUUGCUGGUGCUGAUAUUGCUAUCGUUGGACGUGGUAUUAUCAAGGCAGGCGACCCUGAGGAGGAGGCUGAACGAUACCGGUCCGCAGCGUGGAAGGCGUACACGGAACGUGUUCGUUAA
This is a messenger RNA of Fusarium sp. VM40, 1098 nucleotides long. Lineage: Eukaryota; Fungi; Ascomycota; Sordariomycetes; Hypocreales; Nectriaceae. The record is from the annotation of a GenBank genome assembly.